AUGCCGCGCUCCUUCCUGGUGGACUCGCUGGUGCUGCGGGAGGCGGGCGAGAAGAAGGGGGAGGGCAGCCCUCCGCCGCCGCUCUUCCCCUACGCCGUGCACCCCUCGCACCCGCUGCCCGCGCUGCCGGCCGGCGCCUGCCACGCUCGCAAGGCAGGGCUGCUCUGCGUCUGCCCGCUCUGUGUCACCGCCUCCCAGCUGCACCCGCCGCCGCCCGCGAUCCCCCUCAUCAAGGCUUCCUUCCCUCCCUUCGGCUCCCAGUACUGCCACUCGCCCCUGGCCCGCCAGCAGCACUCCGUCUCCGCCGUCAGCGUCGGGCACGCACCGACGCUCUACCAGGGCGCCUACCCUCUGCCGGACCCCCGGCAGUUCCACUGCAUCUCCGUGGACAGCACGUCCAGCCAGCUGCCCAGCAGCAAGCGGAUGCGCACCGCAUUCACCAGCACGCAGCUCCUGGAGCUGGAGAGGGAGUUCGCCUCCAACAUGUACCUCUCCCGACUGCGGCGAAUCGAGAUCGCCACCUACCUGAACCUCUCCGAGAAGCAGGUGAAGAUCUGGUUCCAGAACCGACGGGUCAAGCACAAGAAAGAAGGCAAAAGUAGCUCCCACCGGGGCGGGGGGGGCGGCCACAGCUGCAAAUGUUCGUCCCUUUCCACCACUAAGUGCUCGGAGGACGACGAGGACUUGCGCAUGUCUCCGUCCUCCUCGGGGAAGGACGACAGAGGUCUCGCAGUCACCCCCUAA
Oenanthe melanoleuca is the source of this 744-nucleotide messenger RNA. RefSeq names its product GS homeobox 1 (gene GSX1). Gene Ontology annotation, biological process: regulation of DNA-templated transcription. Gene Ontology annotation, cellular component: nucleus. The coding region runs from base 1 to 744 and encodes 247 amino acids. The record is from RefSeq and is a predicted model, not a curated record. Gene Ontology annotation, molecular function: DNA-binding transcription factor activity, RNA polymerase II-specific; sequence-specific double-stranded DNA binding. Lineage: Eukaryota; Metazoa; Chordata; Aves; Passeriformes; Muscicapidae. The transcript is spliced from 2 exons.